AAGACAACUUUUCUUGUUGUAUUUACUACUCUCGUCGAAAAAAACUUGAAACAAAUUUCUGAAGUCUGAAAAACACGCACCGGAAGCGAUUUAUCGGUUAUUCCCAAUUUGGAAGUUACAUUUGCUAAUAAACGCAAUGUCUGAUGGUGAUAAGGUUGCAGAUCACCAUGAUGAGGAAGACACAACUUACAGACCUCCCCCUGAAAAGACGCUGAAAGAAAUUGUUGAGGCCGACCAAAACGAUGCCAGUUUGCAAAAGUACAAGGAGGCAUUGCUGGGACAAGCCCUAAAAGAACCCAUAAUUGUUGAACCUGACAACCCUAGCAGAGUAUUGGUGAAAAGAUUAGCACUAGUUGUUGAGGGACGUCCGGAUGUUGUCUUGGAUUUAACCGGUGAUCUGGAUACGUUGAAGAAAAAGGUAUUUGUGGUCAAAGAAGGAAUUCAAUAUCGCAUACGUAUUGAUUUCUAUGUGCAGAGGGAGAUAGUAACUGGCCUGAAGUACAUUCAAAAAGUGUUAAGGCAUGGCAUUCAAAAUGAGAAGCUUACCCACAUGGUUGGAAGUUACGCUCCAAAGUUAGAAAUGCAAUCCUAUUCAACUCCACUGGAUGAAAUGCCUAGUGGACUGCUUACAAGGGGAACAUACACAGUAAAAUCCCUUUUCACAGACGAUGACAAGAAUGAGCAUCUGAAGUGGGAAUGGUCUUUUGAGCUUAAGAAAGACUGGGAAGACUGAAUUUGCAUUUUGUACAGAUCUAAGCCAUUUUAUUUCCCUUUUUUUAUGUUUUAGGAACACAUAACUGAUCUAUGCCAAUAUUAUUUAGCUGUUUGUUAUAAUAAAUCAAAAAAAUUUGUAUAUCUUCUACAAUUUUUGACCAAUCAAAAUAUAUACCUCCUGUUUAAUGCCAGGACUUCGUAUCUCAGUGAUUAUACAUUUAGCGUUUGAGACUGCCUGCUGAACAAAUGCAUUUUAUGCAUCUGAAACCAAAGUCUUCUGAUGCAAAAUGAAAGCAUUGUUUGUUUUGUUAAAAAUAAUAACUUUAUAAUAUAAAAUAAAGAUAUGUUGUUAAUUGCAGUAUUAAAUGAGCAUAUUUAAAAAAUAAUACUAAUAUUUUUGUCAAGUUGUCUAAAAAAAUGAACAAUGCCAUCCCUUUUGUUCCAUUAUGUAUUUUUUUUUUCUUGAAUUUUAUUUCACGUAAAUGUGGCUCGUAAGUGAAAAUUUAAGUUAUAUUUCAUUAAACAUUUCUGUAACAGUAAACGUCUUGAAAAUCAAAAAAAAAAAAAAAAAUUCUUUUGGUAAACAUUGUAUUUAUUCUAUUGCAGAAGGACUUGAAUCUGUUUUAUCAUUUGCAUAUCAGUUCCUUUAUCCAAGAUUUAUUAAAUCGUUAAGACUGAAUCUGUGCCUUAGAAUAGAUUAUGUUGCUUUAUAGUAACUUGUUAUUUAUAAAUGCUGGAAUGCAAAAAUGGAGUUGUUGAAAUGCUGAAUAUUAUUAAAACUGUUAAGAUUUUUAAAUACUCACUUAAUUUUUCACUAUCAAGAAAUCGUACUGAGGCCUUUAAUGUAGAAUAUUAGACAAUAUAUUUUUUUACUUAAUAAUUUAUCAUUCUUGAUAAUUACAAUCACUUGCCCAAAACCAUUUCCAGUUUUAGCAUAUUCCUAGUUAUAUGUUUAUUGAAAGUAUGUUGGAUUCAUGUGCUGUUUAGUGUCGCAUUAAGUGCAAUUGUCAUUUCAUUGGAUGCAUUGACUGCAAACAAUGUGUAAGAAUAUUUGUAAUUUCAAACAAAUUGAAAUGUGAACAUAAUGUACUUGUAAGUUACACUUUUUUAUUGACGUGCACUUCUUUUGUACUAUUUGCAAGCAAUAAACAAGUGGAUAUUUUGCCUUA
Molecule: messenger RNA, 1883 nt
Organism: Uloborus diversus
Lineage: Eukaryota; Metazoa; Arthropoda; Arachnida; Araneae; Uloboridae
Gene: RhoGDI
Product: rho GDP-dissociation inhibitor 2-like
Exons: 5
Coding region: 137-733 (198 amino acids)
Biological process (GO): Rho protein signal transduction
Cellular component (GO): membrane; cytoplasm; cytosol
Molecular function (GO): Rho GDP-dissociation inhibitor activity; protein binding
Source: RefSeq, a predicted model, not a curated record